CAAAAGCUGCAGAUAUGAAGUGUCUGUCUAAAGGAAAAACUUCAGGUGGAGGUGUUGUUGGCAGAUGCAGAGCUGGCCUUUGUCCAAUCAGACACUUCUAAUGACUUCACAUCACCAUGACAACUAAUGUGGAGGUGCUGGCUCAGCAGAUAUUGACCGCUGAGCAGGUUUCAGAGGUACACUCAUCUGCGUCAGACAGCUCAGUGAUGAGCUCCUCUCCCCAGCGCAUUCAGAUCAUCUCCACUGACCCCUCUGUCACAACCCCUCAGAGAAUACAGAUAGUCACUGAGCAGCAGACGGGUCAAAAAAUCCAGAUAGUGAUGGCACUGGACUCCACUGUGCCCAAACAGCAGUUUAUCCUGGCAGCACCUGAUGGCUCUUCAGCAGGCAAAGUCCUCCUGGCAUCACCUGAGGGUACUAGUGCCAAACAGCUUAUCUUUGCCACUGCUGAUAGCCUGGUGCCUGGCCGAAUUCAGUUUGUAACAGAUGCAGUUUCAGUGGAGAGGCUUCUGGGUAAAGGGGCAGACAUGAGCCGAGCACAGCCAAUAGAAUACUGCGUGGUGUGUGGAGAUAAAGCCUCAGGGAGGCAUUAUGGGGCGGUCAGCUGUGAAGGGUGUAAGGGGUUCUUCAAGCGAAGUGUGCGCAAGAGUCUGACAUACAGCUGCCGCAGUAACCAGGACUGUGUGGUGAACAAACACCAACGCAACCGCUGCCAGUUCUGUCGUCUCAGGAAGUGCUUGGAGAUGGGCAUGAAGAUGGAGUCUGUACAGAGUGAGAGGAAACCCAUUGAUCUUCCUAGAGAAAAACCUGCCAACUGUGCAGCAUCCACAGAGAAAAUCUACAUCAGGAAAGACCUGCGGAGUCCCUUCAUCGCAACACCAACCUUCAUCUCUGAGAAAGACGCCUCACGGUCCAGGCUGUUGGACUCUGGGAUGCUUGUCAAUAUCCAACAACCUUUAAUACAAGCUGAUGGCACAUUACUAUUAGCAACAGACAAAGCGGAGUCAGGACAAGGUGAUCUGGGGACGCUGGCUAAUGUGGUUUCAUCAUUAGCCAAUCUGAACGAUCCGGUUAGUAACGGAGAGCUGGAGGAGUCACCCAGUGAAAUCACACGUGCCUUUGACACGCUAGCUAAAGCUCUGAACCCCAGUGAGGUGGUGGAGGGCCAGAGCUUGUCAGAGGUGGAUGGGGUGGGUGGAGCUACAAUACAGGUGAUCAGCAGGGAUCAAAUCUCACCACUCAUAGAAGUUGAGGGACCUCUGCUUACUGACACACACAUCAGCUUUAAGUUGACGAUGCCAAGCCCAAUGCCCGAGUAUCUGAAUGUGCAUUAUAUCUGUGAGUCUGCAUCACGCCUGCUCUUCCUCUCCAUGCACUGGGCGCGCUCUAUUCCAGCCUUUCUUGCUCUCGGGCAGGAAUGUAACACAGCUCUGGUGCGAGUGUACUGGAAUGAGUUGUUUAUUCUGGGUCUGGCACAGUGCGCUCAGAUCAUGAGUCUGUCCACCAUCCUCGCUGCCAUCGUCAAUCAUCUGCAGUCCAGUAUCCAGGACGUAGACAAGCUAUCGAGUGAACGCAUUAAACUAGUCAUGGAGCACAUAUGGAAGCUGCAGGAGUUCUGCAACAGCAUGGCAAAGCUGCAGACAGACGGAUAUGAAUAUGCCUACCUAAAAGCCAUUGUCUUGUUCAGUCCAGAUCAUCCAGGUUUGAGUAGCUGUAGUCAAAUUGAAAAGUUCCAGGAAAAAGCGCAGAUGGAACUCCAGGACUAUGUGCAAAAGACUUAUCCCGAUGAUACCUACAGGUUGGCCCGAAUCCUGCUGCGUUUACCAGCGUUGCGGUUGAUGAGUUCCAGUAUAACUGAAGAGCUGUUUUUUACCGGCCUUAUUGGAAAUGUACCGAUCGACAGUAUCAUCCCAUAUAUCCUUAAAAUGGAGACUGCAGACUACAACAGCCAAAUCACAAGUCCCUCUGUGUGAUCGCACUUUGACUGUCAUUUCAUUUUGACCUUGAGACUGAAGUCAUGCAAGUCCCAUCAUCCCUUGCCCUCACGGGGACUCAAAUAUGUCACAAUAUAUUGAACCGACCAACAAGCUCUACCUCAAGAGGAGCUGCAACAGUGAAAGCCUUUCGGUAUGUGACCAUUACCCUAGAAAUAUUGUGUUGUAGUUUACAGAGAGAUGCAUUAUGGGACUUUCAGUUCCAAUGACAGGACAUUUGCCU
Sinocyclocheilus rhinocerous is the source of this 2217-nucleotide messenger RNA. Its product is annotated as nuclear receptor subfamily 2 group C member 2-like. The record is from RefSeq and is a predicted model, not a curated record. Bases 117 to 1973 code for a protein of 618 amino acids. Gene Ontology annotation, biological process: regulation of DNA-templated transcription. Gene Ontology annotation, molecular function: sequence-specific DNA binding; DNA-binding transcription factor activity; zinc ion binding. NCBI's taxonomy places the organism in Eukaryota, Metazoa, Chordata, Actinopteri, Cypriniformes, Cyprinidae. The transcript is spliced from 15 exons.